CCCUGACGCCCUGCGGGGCCUUAGAUUGGGGUGUCUCACCAGCCUGGGCCAGUGGGUAGCCCCGGGCGGAAGCUGCCCUUUCUGAGCUCUUUGCUUCUCAGCCAUUUCCUGGGCGCAAGCCCGACUCCGCUCGGAGCUACGGCAGUGUCGAUCGGGAGUCACGCCAGUGCGCAAGCCAGUGCAAGCCAUGGGCUCUGCCGCAGUGACAGCAGCAGCGCCCCGGCAAAGAAAAAAGGGGGAGAGAGGAGGCGACACUUUCCCUUCGGUCAAACGUUGGGAACCAGCUUAUUUUGCUAACAUUCUCUUGUGAAGGAAAAAAUGGUUUUCACUCGAAUCCUGAGUCCCGCAAAAAUCCUUUCCCCUGGUGCUUGCAGGGCAGCUCCGCACCGGAUCACGCUGCACCCACGGGAGGGCCCGUUCUCCAGCGAGGGAGCCCUCCAGGGCAAAGGCGAGCAAACGGCAGAAGCGCUGGGUCUGCAAAAGGCCUUGCUGGGGCAGGCCAGGCACGGCACAGAGCACUCCCCGGGCACGGCCGCACAGGCGGGGGUCCAUUCGGCAGGGCGGGGGCAGCGGGGGGGGGAAGAGCCCUGGGCGUUAGCAGCACAUGGCGUGUGUCAGCGUAGGGGCUUCCUGCGGACAGCAGCCUCAUGCCUGGCUCUUUCUCUUCCAGGAGCUCCUGGCUGGAGCCGUGCGGCUGCACUGAGCAGCUUGGGGCCCCGCGCAUGGAGUAGCCCCGGGCCGGCCAGCGCUCUCUGCGCACAUCCCUGGCGGCUGCUUGGGGCCGGCAGGAUGGGCGCCGAGUGACCCACACCCUGGCCCAGCUCCCGGCCUGGCGGGCGUGCCACGGCCCUGCGAUGAGUGAUGUGUCUACGAUGGAUUAUGAACUGCUGUCCCCCUCCCUGGCGGAGCCGCCCGCCGCCGGCCUGGGCAUGGACGCCGAGCAGAAGACCGUCUUCGCCUUCGUCAUCUUCCUCCUUGUCUUCUUGGUGAUGCUGAUGGUGCGCUGCUUCCGCAUCCUGCUGGACCCCUACAGCCGCAUGCCCGCCUCCUCCUGGACUGACCACAAGGAGGGGCUGGAGAGGGGCCAGUUCGACUAUGCGCUGGUGUAGCGGGGCCCUGGCCCCCCGGCCUGCCCCCCAAGAAAGCGGUGAGCCGGCCGCACCCAUGGGGCCUGCCUGGGUCUGUCUCCUUUCCGGGCACAGCUCCAUUUCCUCCUCAGGCUGCAGUGCCAUGCGCGGCUUGGCUCUUGGGGGGGUCAGGGGAAGGGUGCCCGGGACAGAACUAGUCUCUCGAGCCCUCCCAAUGGCAUUUUCUUGCUGCAUUGUGUGCUAAGGGGCUAGGCCUGGGGCGGGGCCGGUGUGGGCAGGGGCGGGGCUUACUGGCAUGUGGGGGGUGCAGGCUGGGUUUCUCAGGGGUUUUGGUCUGGGUGGCAGUGUACUCCACACGGCCGGAGCUCAGCUGUUGGGGGCGAGGGUGCGGGGGACUGAGUUUCCCUUUGGUUUACUUGUCCCGACAGGGUACCCCAUGCUGUGUGAGCUGGACACUGCCUGAACCUGCCCCACAUGCCAGCAGUGCACAGCGCCCCCCAUGGGCCCUGCUCUGCAUUACACUGUAGGGAACUCAAGAGCAGCGUGUGUGUCCAUCCUCCCCCGGCCCCCUGGCUGGAAAAAUAUGCCUCUGACCCAAAGGCAGCCCUGCAGCCUGCCCCACAGCCUUAGCAAUGGAUGUGGGGGGCCCAGGGCCCCCCGCUUCUCCUUGCCUUGGGGCUGCUGCAGUGACAGGAAGGAAAUAAUGCAGCCCUGCGAGCUCAGGCCGCCUGCCCCCAGCGCUGUUCCCAGGCCUGCCAGCGGCUCAGCACCAGAGGCUGGCUCCAGGGGAUGCAGCAAAACCUGCAGCUGGUGCAUGGGACCAGCAGCAGAGCCCCUGGCCAGGACACGAGCCAGGACGCUGAGCUCUAGGCUGAGAGCCCAGGGUGCUGCAGCACUUCCUGCUCUCCCCCUUUGCACAUGCCCCAACCCUUGGCCUCAGCCCCUCCUCACACCCCCAGCUCCAAGAUCUUCUCCUUUCCAAACUAAACAAGCCCGGUUCCUUCAGCCUCCCUCACAGCUCCUGUUCUCUCGACCUUUCAUCAUUCUUGUUGCUCUUCUCUGGACCCUCUCCAGUUUCUCCACAUCUUCCUGACACGUGGUGUCCAGAACUGGACACAAGACUCCAGCCGAGGCCUGGUCAGCACAGAGUAGAGCGGACGAAUGACUCCUCAUGUGAGCUGAGGUGAGAAGCUAGGUGGGAGAUGCCUUGAAAACAGUUCAUGGUUAUUGCUCUCUCUAGCCAUCCUGCAGCCAAACAGCCUCGUGCAUCUUCCAAACCUUGAGCAUCCUCCUUGAGCUAAGGGCACUAGCCCCUCUCAGCCGGCGCCGCACCCUGUCUGGGGAGCACAAAUUAAGCUAAAGCGACAUUACACCAUCCCAGGAAAGGAAAACUCACUUGAGCCAGAAGGCCCCUUCCCGCUGCUCUCAGCUAUUCCCACCACAGUGGCCCUUGCUCACGGCCUACUCUUUGGCUAGCUACAGUGGGGGGAGAGCGAGGGGGGGGGCACGCCAAGAAUUUGGAAAGUGGUCGAGGGCUGCAUGGAGGGGGCUCAGGUCUGGGUGCAAAAGGGAGCUCGAGGUAGGGGACUAGGAUCUGAGACGGAGUUUGGGUGAAGGAGGGUGUUGUGACCUGUGAUUGCAGUGCAGGGUCUGGUAGGGGAUAUGGGUGCAGGGGAGGAUUCUGGGUUGGUGGAGGGGUGUUGAAGAGGGUGCAGUGGUGGGUGGCAGUUGUGACCUGGGGCUGGAGGGAGAAGGGUGUAGA
This is a messenger RNA of Pelodiscus sinensis (Chinese soft-shelled turtle), 2850 nucleotides long. The record is from RefSeq and is a predicted model, not a curated record. NCBI's taxonomy places the organism in Eukaryota, Metazoa, Chordata, Testudines, Trionychidae.